Messenger RNA from Caenorhabditis elegans, 836 nucleotides. RefSeq names its product F-box domain-containing protein (gene C53A3.1). The record is from RefSeq and is marked reviewed. NCBI's taxonomy places the organism in Eukaryota, Metazoa, Nematoda, Chromadorea, Rhabditida, Rhabditidae. The transcript is spliced from 4 exons. The coding region runs from base 3 to 836 and encodes 277 amino acids.
AGAUGAAACCUUUCGUUGUAAAUUCUCUGCCAUAUCCUGCAUUCCGAAAAUUUCUUCAACACUUGGAUAUUGAUGAAGUAAUCAAACUAGCACGUGUGUCUCAUAAAACUCAACUGAAAGUAAAACGAAUCAAUCGAAAAGUGUUUAAACUCAUUCUGGAUAACCGCGUUUUUGAAAAAAAUGGUGGACCAGCCCGAAUUGAACGCCUGUCUCGACAUGUUAUGAUAAUUGAAACAAGUGAUGAAGUUAUUAAUGCUUACGAAGCGAUGAACAAUUAUUUAGCAAAGUACUAUCCAGCACAUAAAUGGAGUCAUUCUAUUUGUCACCAUAGUUUCUGGAUUGAUGAAUUGAGGAGACUAGUCAACUUUCGCACAGAUCCACACACGUACUAUAAUUUCAAUUUUAUUCCAUAUGAUGAACCAAAGCAACUUAUGAAAGUUAUGACUUUCUUGAAUGAAACACUUUCCAUUGAUCAUGUGGAAAUUAUGAUGGAUCACGAUAAACUUUUCGGAGAUUACAAGUGUAUUUUGGAAAGUCCAUUGCUUCGAAAAUGUAACAGUUUGGAGAUUCUUGGAAGAAACUUGCGCCUUUGGACAUACCAACUGAAAUUAUUAUUAGAAAAGAUUCAACCAACGCACAGAUUGUCAAUUGAGUGCAUGUUAAGUUCUCAUUUCAAUAAAGAACUUACCUUCAAUAUUCCAUAUUUGGAACUUUUCAACCUUACACAACUGGGACUUCAUGAAGUUCAGAAUAUGAAUUGUGAACUGAUAAGACUGCGCCGCGCCGUACACCACUUGAAGCUAAACAAAUCAAUACAUUACUCAAAUAUUGGCUAG